Solanum pennellii is the source of this 1177-nucleotide messenger RNA. RefSeq names its product protein SULFUR DEFICIENCY-INDUCED 1-like. The record is from RefSeq and is a predicted model, not a curated record. NCBI's taxonomy places the organism in Eukaryota, Viridiplantae, Streptophyta, Magnoliopsida, Solanales, Solanaceae. Gene Ontology annotation, molecular function: protein binding. Bases 112 to 975 code for a protein of 287 amino acids. The transcript has 4 exons.
CUUUUUGCAUAUUAUUAUUAAAAAUAUAUAUAUAGAACUAUAUAUUAUACACACCCUCCCAUUUCUAUUGAAAAAAAUAUAUAUUAAAGACUAUAUAUUAUAAAAAUAAAGAUGGAUAAGAAAGAGGAAGAACAAUUUCAUGUAUUUUAUAAGGUUCCUUCAGGUGAUGGACCUUAUGUUAGAGCCAAACAUGCUCAGCUAAUUAUGAAGGAUCCAGAAGGAUCAAUACUAUGGUUUAUGAAAGCAAUAAAUGAAGGGGACAGAGUGGACAGUGCACUAAAAGACAUGGCAGUUGUGAUGAAGCAAUUGGAUAGAAGUGAAGAAGCAAUUGAAGCAAUCAAAUCUUUUAGAUACCUUUGUUCUAAACUAGCUCAAGAAUCCCUAGACAAUGUCCUCCUUGAUCUCUUUAAGACAUGUGGAAAAGUGGAGGAACAAAUAGUGUUAUUAAAGCAAAAGCUAAGACAAAUAUAUGAAGGGAAGUUGUUCAAUGGGAAGCCUAUUAAAAUUGCUAGAUCUCAUGGAAAGAAGAUUCAAGUUACUAUCACCCAAGAGACUGCAAGAGUUCUGGGUAAUUUGGGUUGGGCUUAUAUGCAAAAAGGAAAUUUUAUGGCUGCAGAAGUGGUGUACAAGAAAGCCCAAAUGAUUUAUGCAGACAGUAAUAAGGCCUGCAACUUAGCCCAAUGUUUGAUCAAGCAAGCCCGAUAUGAUGAGGCCCGUUAUAUCCUCGAAGAUGUUUGGAGAGGUAACUAUUUAGGUUCUGAUGAUACAAAAACAAAGAAUCGAGUCGAAGAAUUAUUGUUGGAAUUGGACUUGAAGCAACCCCCACCCUUCUUACAAAACAUACCGGGCCUCGAUUUGGAUGAUGAUUUUGUAAAUGGGCUUGACCAUUUGAUAAAUGAAUGGGCCCAGCCCAAAUCAAGAAGGUUGCCAAUAUUUGAGGAGAUCUCUACAUUUAGAGAUCAAUUGGCAUGUUGAAUGGAUUUCUGUUUUUAGAAUUUGGGAUUUAUGGUUUAGUAAGGUUUAGAUGUUAAUUAUAUAAAAUUAGAUGUACAAAGUAAGAGGCAUGUGGUAUGUAAAAAUUGUAAUGUAAAUUAUAGCUUGGGGCAAAGUUUGAGAAAUGUCACCGUUUGUUUGUUUGAUCAAGUUUUUAUAAGAUAAAAAGUGCUUAUUUUAAAAA